AGGAACGGGAUAGCAGGAAAGGAUGGCGCUGGGGUGGGACGGAUCCUGCCCUGCCGAAGCUGCUGCUCCCCGCCUACAAGACGGUGUGCGGCGUCAACGGACCCCUGGUUGUGCUGGACAAUGUGAAGUUUGCCCAGUACGCCGAGAUCGUGAACUUCAUGCUGCCCAACGGCACCAGCCGCAGCGGGCAGGUCCUGGAGGUGAUGGGCUCCAAAGCCAUCGUCCAGGUAUUUGAAGGAACAUCUGGGAUUGAUGCCAAGAAGACCUCCUGCGAGUUUACCGGGGACAUCCUCCGGACCCCAGUUUCUGAGGACAUGCUGGGUCGGGUCUUCAACGGCUCUGCCAAACCCAUCGACAGCGGUCCCCCGGUGAUGGCCGAGGAUUUCCUGGACAUCAACGGCCAGCCCAUCAACCCCCACAGCCGCAUCUACCCCGAGGAGAUGAUCCAGACCGGGAUCUCGCCCAUCGACGUGAUGAACAGCAUCGCCCGGGGCCAGAAGAUCCCCAUCUUCUCCGCUGCCGGUCUCCCCCACAACGAGAUUGCCGCGCAGAUCUGCCGGCAGGCCGGUCUGGUGAAGAAGUCCAAGGACGUGGUGGACUAUCACGAGGACAACUUCGCCAUCGUCUUCGCUGCCAUGGGGGUGAACAUGGAGACGGCUCGCUUCUUCAAGUCGGACUUCGAGGAGAACGGCUCCAUGGAGAACGUGUGCCUCUUCCUCAACCUGGCCAAUGACCCCACGAUCGAGCGGAUCGUAACCCCCCGCCUGGCCCUGACCACCGCCGAGUUCCUCGCCUACCAGUGCGAGAAGCACGUGCUGGUGAUCCUGACGGACAUGAGCUCCUACGCCGAGGCCCUGCGGGAGGUAUCGGCAGCCAGGGAGGAGGUGCCCGGCCGUCGCGGCUUCCCCGGCUACAUGUACACCGACCUGGCCACCAUCUACGAGCGGGCCGGGCGCGUGGAGGGCAGGAACGGCUCCAUCACCCAGAUCCCCAUCCUGACCAUGCCCAACGAUGACAUCACCCACCCCAUCCCCGACCUGACGGGUUUCAUCACCGAGGGGCAGAUCUACGUCGACCGCCAGCUCCACAACAGGCAGAUCUACCCCCCCAUCAACGUGCUGCCCUCCCUCUCCCGCCUGAUGAAGUCGGCCAUCGGGGAGGGCAUGACCAGGAAGGACCACGGGGAUGUCUCCAACCAGCUGUACGCCUGCUACGCCAUCGGGAAGGAUGUGCAGGCGAUGAAGGCGGUGGUGGGGGAAGAGGCACUCUCGCCCGAUGACCUGCUCUACCUGGAGUUCCUGCAGAAGUUUGAGAAGCAGUUUAUCACCCAGGGUCCCUAUGAGAACCGGAGCAUCUUUGAGUCCCUGGACAUCGGCUGGCAGCUUCUGCGCAUCUUCCCCAAGCAGCUGCUCAAGCGCAUCCCCGAGAGCAUCCUGGCCGAGUACUACCCGCGCGAGGCCAAGGUGCCGGGCCAGGGGCCGGCCAGCACGGCCCUCUAACCCCCCCCAGCUCUGGGCUGAGACGGUCAGCUUUGGGGAGCAGCCUCGCCUCCCCCAAACCUCUAUGGACCACCCAAAGGUCCCUCCAGUGAGGCUGGCUGGGGUUAGGUGCUGCGAGGUCGCAGAGGGCUGCAGGUCCUCGGCACCGGCAUCCCAAAGCAGCGAGAAACCUCUUCUCCUUGCUCAAUAAAACCAGCGUGGUCACCA
Messenger RNA from Aquila chrysaetos chrysaetos, 1706 nucleotides. RefSeq names its product ATPase H+ transporting V1 subunit B1 (gene ATP6V1B1). The transcript is spliced from 14 exons. Gene Ontology annotation, molecular function: proton-transporting ATPase activity, rotational mechanism; ATP binding. NCBI's taxonomy places the organism in Eukaryota, Metazoa, Chordata, Aves, Accipitriformes, Accipitridae. The record is from RefSeq and is a predicted model, not a curated record. Gene Ontology annotation, cellular component: proton-transporting V-type ATPase, V1 domain. Gene Ontology annotation, biological process: proton transmembrane transport; ATP metabolic process. The coding region runs from base 159 to 1499 and encodes 446 amino acids.